GGCUUCCGAAACUUGCACAGAGAUGAACGAAUAUAAAAUGCCAAGAUAUAAUCAGACAGUCAGACUUGUGUUUCUUUGUAAAGUGUUAGAAAGCAGAGUUUGUCGUAAGUAAAGCUUCUUGGUGGAUUUAAGUGUUACUGCUGGAAAACAACAUCCGCUACAAUCACCAUGGGAGUUAAGGAUGGUUUUAUGUCAGCUAAUACAAUAGUGAAGAUUGUUUUCUUUGUGGUUCUGUUGGCAGUCAUAGUCAACUGGAUCGCCUUCUGCACAACAUCAUGGUACGUGGUGAAAGGAACUCCUCCCUAUACAUACCAUGGUCUGUGGAGAUCAUGCAGUGGCACAGCAUCGUCAUCUUCUCCUGCUAAGUGCUCUUUUGUGUACGACGGCAGCCCCGACGACGACUUGGACGCUAUUCAGGCUUUCGCCAUCUUUGGUUUCAUCGCUUUGAACGUCGGCUUUCUUCUCAUCGUCUUGUACAUGUUCUGGGGAAGUUGUAAAGGAAAUGGUGAAGCUGGUCUAGCUGCAGCCAUCACUCUCUUUGUCUCAGCUGGCUCCUGGCUCAUUUCUGUAGCCAUCUUUGGCGCUAAAUUUCAAAAUCUAGGCGGGAAUUUGGGUUACUCAUUCGCCCUGGCUGUGUGCGCACUUAUCUUGGCUCUGGUUGGUGGAAUCCUGAUGAUUAUUGGUGGUCGAGGUAAAAAUUCUGUUAUCUCAAAGUAAUGUCAGUGUGACUGGUUUGUAGCAGCAGAGUCAACCAAGUUGAAGAGCUAACUAUUUCUUCGCCUACAAUGCCUUGUCCAUUUGAAUCAAUAUAUAUAUAUAUUUAAUUUACUAUAAAAUAAAUCAACUGAUUUCGUUCCUGAUUGAAUUUAUAAAAUGAAUAUUGAAAAAAAAUCCAAUGAAGAUUCUUAAAUUAUUAUCCUUUUAAAAAGCAAAGAAAUGAAAAACUUUGGUUUUAGAAAAAAAUUAGCUUUUCCCGACUGUUCAGCAACUUGUUUCGAGUAUAUUGGUCUAAAAUAAAUUAUUUUAUUCAAUAAGUUGAGAGAUUUUUUUCCACAUACUAAACGAAUACAUUUCUACAUUUCUGAUUAAUCCAGGCUAUACAUGAAAGAGACUAGUCAAUAACGCUCUUCUAUUGCUUGACUAUUGCAGAAUUAUCUUACUGUACUGUUUUCUCAUGACAAAUGUAAUUUUUGUGAAUGAGUUAUUUCAAAGCUUGAUCUAAAGUGGUCAGUUUUUUUUUUUAUGAAUGCGUAAGCAGUAACACAUGAUUCAAUCGAUACUUAGGCCUACAUUCUGAUACACAUUCAUUUUAAACAGCUUCCAUUUUCCGAUCAGGUCUUAAACACGUCUAUAGCUGUAGAGGCUAGCCAUUGAGGCAGCCUUUGCAGUAACGUUUUAAGACCUGAUUGUUGAAAGAUUCACAACUUUACCUUCUUCUUCUUCUUCUUCUUCAUCAUCAUCUUCUUCUUCUUCUUGUCUUGUUUUUGCAUACAUUUUUUAAAAACCUCCGUCCAUUAUUUGUCUCAUUAUUUAAGUCUCAUAAAACGUGUAUUUUCAAACCCACACAGUUCUAGUUACCUCGGUUUGUUACACUUUCUUCAACUAUGGAUAUCAUGUGUGAUUUUCGUUUAUUAUGCCAGUAACCAUGAACAUGGCUAUGAUAACAAUGUAUCUAGCUUUAUGGCUGGAGGAUGCACCAUUUUGAUAUUCAUAUUCUGUUUCUCAGGUGUUUCUUUUUGUUUUGUUUAUAGUGAGUCUGUGAUUUCACCUUGCUCAUAUUUAUACUCAAAAACUUGUACUUGCAUAACUACUGUAAGCGUAUUAACAUAUAUAUGUGCAUAGUAAAAAAUAAAAUAAA
This is a messenger RNA of Biomphalaria glabrata, 1858 nucleotides long. Its product is annotated as epithelial membrane protein 2-like. NCBI's taxonomy places the organism in Eukaryota, Metazoa, Mollusca, Gastropoda, Planorbidae. The transcript is spliced from 5 exons. Gene Ontology annotation, cellular component: plasma membrane. Bases 169 to 717 code for a protein of 182 amino acids. The record is from RefSeq and is a predicted model, not a curated record.